AUGUACGGGAGACAUAUAAUCGCUAGACUGCGAAUAGCAAAAGCCGGAGUUGGUAGGCAAUUAUAUGUACAAUCACGAAGGCAUUUUGGUCUACAGAGACCAAUAUCAUUCGGAAGAGUUCACUGGCAGCAGCAUCAACAGCAGCUUAUUCUCACUAGAAAUAUUGGUUUUGUAAGACUAAUGGCUAAAGCAGUGAAAGUACCCGCAUAUGUUGGUGGUACCCUUGCAGCUGGCGGAUCUUAUGUGGCAUACAAAGUUGAACAGGCAUCGAGUUAUACUUCUGACAAAUUAUCGUCGUUUAAAGAUUUCACGGAUAAUGUAUUUGACAAAACAGGCGACUUUUUGAAAGGAAUGAAAGGAAAUGGAGAAAGUGUUAAUGGGGAUGGUAAUGGCUCAGGUGAUGGUGGAGGAAAUAGCGACACAGCUACGGCCGCAGGCGCAACGGCAGCAGCAGUUGGCUUUGCUUCUGAAGAUGAGAAAGAACAUGACGAGAAGGAGGAAGAUUUUGAUGACGACGAAGAAACUCUAAUCGCUGAUGACGAGGAAUUACCUGAAGACGAUGAAACAGAUGACCAAAUGUUGACAUUGACUAGGCAAAUGAUCGAAAUAAAGAACCUAUUAUCUACAAUUGAUCGUGACGCUAUAAAAUUACCUUCUAUAGUUGUUGUAGGAUCUCAAUCAAGUGGCAAAUCCUCAGUUUUAGAGAGCAUUGUCGGUCAAGAAUUUUUGCCUAAAGGGUCGAACAUGGUUACUAGACGUCCCAUUGAGUUGACACUUAUAAACUCUCCUGAAUCAGCAUCUGAGAUUGCAGAGUUUCCCGCAUUAAAGAUGUAUAAUAUAUCUGAUUUCCAACAAGUACAAAAGGUCUUAUUUGAUCUUAAUAUGACUGUUCCGGAGUCGGAAUGCAUUUCCAGUGAUCCUAUUCAAAUUAAUAUCAGAAGCCCCAACGUUCCGGAUCUUUCCUUAGUUGAUUUACCAGGAUAUAUUCAAGUAGAGGCUGCGGAUCAACCCAUUGAGCUUAAACAAAGAAUAAGAACUCUAUGCAAUAGAUAUCUAGAAGCUCCGAACAUCAUUUUGGCCAUAAGUGCUGCUGAUGUUGACCUUGCCAACUCCUCUGCCUUAAGAGCAUCAAAAGUUUCUGAUCCAUCUGGCGAAAGAACGAUAGGUGUUGUCACUAAGCUAGAUUUGGUAGACCCGGAGCGUGCCAGAGCCAUUUUGACAAAUAGAAAGUAUCCUUUAAAGAUGGGAUAUGUUGGGGUAAUUACGAGGGCACCGAAUGCAAACAUGUCUGGAAGGUUAUUUUCUAGAAGAUCAUUUAGCGGCCAUCAAUCUUUCGUCGCGCAGCAAAACUUUGAGCACAAUUUUUUGAGGGAUCACAAAGAGGCGUUUCAAGGAACGAAAACGGGAACAAGGAACUUAAAAAAGAGGUUGAUUAAAGUCCUUGAGCAAUCCAUGGCAGCCUCAUUGCGUCCAACCCAUGUGGCGAUUCAACAGGAAUUAGAAGAGGCUUCUUAUCAAUUUAAGGUGGAAUUCAAUGAUAGACCAUUGACUCCGCAAAUGUAUCUUGCGAAUAAUAUAGAUAUGCUCAAAUUGGCUACGAAAGAGUUGAGUCACAAGUUUUCAAGGCGCGAAUUAAAAGCUAUUCUAAAGAAUGAAUUAGACCAAAAAGUUUUAGAUUUGUUGGCUGAAAAAUACUGGAAUAAACCCUUCGCUGUCAUGCAUGCUCAUAAUGAUGUCGUGGAACCUGAUUUAAGGGAGCUAUCCCAAAGCAAUAAUAUCCAGGAUGACUCCUACUGGCACCAGAAAUUGGACUUGGCUACAAGUUCAUUGACGAAAUUAGGUGUUGGCCGAUUAUCAACUAGUUUGGUUAGCAAUGCUCUUCUAACUGAAGUGAGAAACAUCGUUGAUGACACUCAGUUAACCAAUCACCCAUUAGCAAAGAAUGCGGUUGAAGAUGCAGCCAAAUCAGUCCUUGGAGCUAAAUAUUUCUCUACGGCUGAUCAGGUAGAAAAUUGUAUAAAGCCAUACAAAUAUGAGAUAGAAGUUGAAGACAGAGAAUGGCUGAACAGUCGAGAGAAUUCGACCAGAAUUCUUAAAGAGGAGUUGAGGCAAUGUGAAAGAAUGUACAAUGAAUUGAAGAAGCAAGUUGGUGGAAGAAAGCUACUGCAGGUGAUAACUUAUCUAGAAAAAUUAAACCAACAGCAAGCCAUUGAAGUCGAUUUUAACUCUAAUGAGGCCCUAGGAUUUUCCCUGGCUUUGAUAGAAAAGGGGCAAGAUGCUAUGUUUCUUAGGGAUAGAUUAUCAAUCUUAAGAAUGAGGCAACAAUUUGUAAAGAGUUCUAAAAGAUGCAAGAAGAAGGAAAACAAAUAUCAAUGCCCCGAAAUUUUUUUGGACGUCGUUGCGUCCAAGUUAACAUCUACAGCAAUUUUGUUUUUGAAUGUAGAGCUACUUAGUGACUUUUAUUAUAACUUCCCUAGAGAGUUGGAUAUGAAAUUCUUUAACUUGAGUAAGGGGGAGAUUGAUCAUUUUGCCAAGGAAGACCCUAAGAUUAAGAAACAUAUUGAGCUACAAGAGAGGAAGGAUAUGUUAGAAGCUGCUUUAAGUAAGAUAGAGGAUGUCUUGGCACUACAAAGAUCUAGAUCCAAAAAUAUUGAUGAUAAUAACGAUGGUAAUAAGAGAUCUAUUUUUAACUGGGGAUAA
Messenger RNA from Priceomyces carsonii, 2700 nucleotides. Its product is annotated as dynamin-related GTPase. Lineage: Eukaryota; Fungi; Ascomycota; Pichiomycetes; Serinales; Debaryomycetaceae. Gene Ontology annotation, biological process: mitochondrial fusion. Gene Ontology annotation, cellular component: membrane; cytoplasm; microtubule. The coding region runs from base 1 to 2700 and encodes 899 amino acids. The record is from RefSeq and is a predicted model, not a curated record. Gene Ontology annotation, molecular function: GTP binding; GTPase activity; microtubule binding. The transcript has a single exon.